UGGCUUCUGAGUGGGUUGGACACAAAGGAACAGACAGCAGGGGGGACUUCCUGGCCUGAAAGAUGGGGCCACAUCCCCAGGAUGGAGGGGUGCGGAGGUGACUCAAAGACCCUCACAUUGCUGCCCCCCCCUCCCCGAAGCUUCCUGCUGUUCCCCACCAGCGGAAACUCCAGGCCGCUGGGAAUGAACUUCCCUCUGCAGGAGCCAGGCCACUCCUCUCCUCACGGGUGGACUGGCCCUCUUGUCUCCUCAGUGUACCUCUGGGAACAGCCGGACGAGGGGCGCCUAGAGACACCACUCAGCUUAGAGGAUCAAAUACUCAACUCUAUGUUCGAAGCUUGUGACCCCCAGAGGACAGGCUCUGUGGCUGUGACCCGAGUACUAGCCUACCUGGAGGCUGUGACAGGACAGGGCCCCCAGGACACACGCCUCCAAACACUGGCCUGCAGCCUGGAUCCCAAUGGGGAGGGCCCUCAGGCCACUGUGGACUUGGACACCUUCCUGGUCGUCAUGCGAGACUGGAUCACUGCCUGUCAGCUGGAUGGAGGAUUAGAGCUGGAAGAGGAGACUACCUUCGAGGGAGCCCUGACCUCCCAGCGGCUGCCAUCUGGAGGCCCAGUCACAGAGGAGCCAGCCAACCUGGAGAGCUUUGGAGGCGAAGACCCCAGACCUGAGCUGCUGGGCACAGCUGACUUGCUGAGCAGCCUGGAGGACCUGGAGCUCAGUAACCGCAGGCUGGCUGGGGAGAACGCCAAACUGCAGCGCAGCGUGGAGACCGCUGAGGAGGGGUCUGCGCGCCUAGGGGAGGAGAUCGUGGCCCUGCGCAAGCAGCUCCGCAGCACCCAGCAGGCCCUGCAGCUUGCCAGGGCUGUGGAUGAGGAGCUGGAGGACCUGAAGAGUCUGGCCAAGAGCCUGGAGGAACAGAAUCGCAGUCUCCUGGCCCAGGCCCGGCAGACAGAAAAGGAACAGCAGCAUCUGGUGGCUGAAAUGGAGACGCUGCAGGAGGAGAAUGGAAAGCUACUGGCAGAGCGGGAUGGAGUGAAGAGGAGGACUGAGGAGCUGGCCAUGGAGAAGGAUGCUUUGAAGCGGCAGCUCUAUGAGUGUGAACGCCUCAUUUGCCAGCGGGACACCGACCUCUCCGAGCGCACGUGCCACGCCGAGAGUCUGGCCAAGACCUUGGAGGAGUACAGGACAACAACCCAGGAACUGAGGUUGGAAAUCUCACACCUGGAGGAGCAGCUGAGUCAGAUCCAUAAGGGGCCAGAUGAGCUAUCCAAAGCGGCUCAGGCGAGAAGAGCGGACUGGACCAAGCUGCUGCCCCCAUCACUGGGCAUGGAGAUCCAGGCCAUUCAGCAGAAACAACUUUCCCAGAAACAAGAAGAGGCAGCCACCACUCUCUCCAGCCCUCUGUGCGGGGUGUGGCAGUGGGAGGAGGGCAGCAGUGAGAGCGACGACGCUGAAGCCGAGUUUGUGCCUGAAGCCGCAGCUGAGGGACAGAGGAACUUCCAGGGAGAGGCGGCGUACCCGCAUGAAGGAAGGAAGGAGCAGUUAAUGUGGUUGCCCAGAAGAGAGGAAGAGGAGGAAGCGGAGAUCCAGGUCACGGCUGAUCUCUCCAUCCUUCCUGGAGACAUUCCAAGCAGCCCUCCUGAGAGCAGCCCCCCGCAACCAGACCUACAGCACGCGCUGGUGCCUGUGGAGAGGAAGCUGGUUCCGGUUAGGAGGCCAGUCUGGAGCCACUUCUGCCUGUGCCCCCUGCACCCCCAACCCCAGCAGCUCAGGGUCAGGCGGCAUCCGCUGAUUCCCGCGCCUGUCCUGGGUCUCCUGCUGCUGCUGCUGCUCUCCGUCCUGCUGCUGGGCCAGCCCCCGCCCCCCACCUGGCCCCACCUCCAGCUCUGCUACCUUGGCCCUCCCCCAGUGUGAGCCAUGCUCCCCGCCCCUCAGAGCAACGUCUUGUUCGGUGAAUUCCCGGACUCUUUACUGUUGUUCCUGUUGUGCCACUGUUAUCACGACCCCAGAUGCAGUUCAGAACUCCAGCAUCCACGCCCCAGAAUGGGGUCUUUAUGUGAAGUCUCUUGGUUUUGUGAUGGUUUUUACUACAUUUCUUGAUAAUGGCAAAACGCGCCCAGUAAUGGAGUAAGUGCUAGGGGUUUAUUGUCCUCACAAAACGAGCCUGGAGAACAGGUCGAGGCCCACAGCUCCGUCUCCACAGCCUCCGGCUAGGGCGCUGAGUCUGACCCUCCUAGCCCCUCUCGUGCUCAGGGGAUGGAGGACACUGUGGCUUCAUACAUCGUCUCUGCAGAGAAGGCGAUGUGGCCCUUCUUUUUUAUACAGAAAAGCAGUAGCCUUCCCAGCGCCAGCAGCAGACCUGUGUUUAUAUCCUGUUGGCCAGACUGUUUGGCAUCAUCACCCCGGGCUGCAAGGAGACCAAGCGCCUCUCCUGGCAGAAAGAGGGAGAUGUGGCUGGGCACACACCACAGAUGUCCGUCCGCUACAUGCUAACGGCCAGGGAGUGGGCCGGGCACCAUUUGUUCUCCACAAACACACAGUGA
Messenger RNA from Myotis davidii, 2549 nucleotides. It is a transcript of the gene KASH5, whose product is annotated as coiled-coil domain containing 155. The coding region runs from base 82 to 1920 and encodes 612 amino acids. Gene Ontology annotation, biological process: chromosome localization to nuclear envelope involved in homologous chromosome segregation; homologous chromosome pairing at meiosis; spindle assembly. Gene Ontology annotation, cellular component: meiotic nuclear membrane microtubule tethering complex; chromosome, telomeric region; lateral element. Gene Ontology annotation, molecular function: dynein complex binding. The record is from RefSeq and is a predicted model, not a curated record. NCBI's taxonomy places the organism in Eukaryota, Metazoa, Chordata, Mammalia, Chiroptera, Vespertilionidae. The transcript is spliced from 18 exons.